CGUCAGAUUCCGGCGUUUUCCCGGUUUCCAGAAGUAAACAAGUCGCCCCUACUAUAUAAACUGGAGCACUCUUUUGCACUGACCGGGAAAAGGGUUGAAUUAUCCCGAUCGGUAGAGAGAUGGGCGUGGGCAUUCGAGCGAUCCAGCGUUCCAGGAACCUCCUCUUCUCCCGAUUCUCGUCCUUCCCGACUCCCAUUUCUAGGGCCCUUUUGACAGAGAAUGCCGCCGGGGUUCGCCGCGUCCACUCGAGGCCGGCCCUUCAGAAGCCGGAGGCAGCGGCAACAGCGGCCGAGGAGCCGGCUCCCCCGCCGCCUCCCCCGAGGAAUCCGGUCGGAGGCGCUAGGGUUGAGUUCGCGAAGCCGGAGGACGCGAUCGAGGUGUUCGUCGAUGGUUACCCCGUGAAGAUCCCCAAGGGGAUGACGGUCUUGCAGGCGUGCGAGGUGGCCGGAGUCGACAUCCCCCGGUUCUGCUACCACAGCCGUCUCUCGAUCGCGGGGAACUGCAGGAUGUGCUUGGUCGAGGUGGAGAAGUCGCCGAAACCGGUCGCUUCUUGUGCUAUGCCUGCGCUACCCGGGAUGAAGAUUAAGACGAAUACUCCUGUGGCGAAGAAGGCAAGGGAAGGGGUUAUGGAGUUCCUCUUGAUGAACCAUCCUUUGGAUUGUCCCAUCUGCGAUCAAGGUGGGGAAUGUGAUCUUCAGGAUCAGUCUAUGGCCUUUGGAUCCGAUCGGGGCCGUUUCACAGAAAUGAAGAGAUCAGUCGUUGAUAAGAAUCUCGGUCCUCUGGUGAAGACGGUAAUGACUCGGUGUAUCCAGUGCACAAGGUGUGUAAGGUUUGCAACUGAAGUUGCUGGAGUUCAGGAUCUUGGCAUGUUAGGUCGUGGUAGUGGUGAAGAAAUAGGAACAUAUGUGGAAAAGCUUAUGACCAGCGAACUUUCUGGGAAUGUCAUUGAUAUCUGCCCUGUGGGUGCCCUUACCUCCAAACCUUUUGCUUUUAAAGCUCGAAACUGGGAACUGAAGGGUACAGAGAGCAUUGAUGUUACAGAUGCAGUCGGUUCAAACAUAAGGAUUGAUAGUAGAGGCCCAGAAGUUAUGCGCAUCCUUCCUCGAUUGAAUGAGGAUAUUAAUGAGGAGUGGUUAUCAGAUAAAACUCGAUUUUGUUAUGAUGGUCUUAAGAGACAAAGGUUAAAUGAUCCCAUGAUUCGUGGGCCUGAUGGGCGAUUUAAGCCUGUGAAUUGGCGAGAUGCCCUUGCAGUUGUUGCAGAGGUAGCCCACCAAGUCAAGCCUGAAGAAAUUGUGGGAAUUGCUGGUCAACUGUCUGAUGCUGAAUCAAUGAUGGCACUAAAAGAUCUAUUGAAUAGGAUGGGUUCCAACAGUGUAUGGUGUGAAGGAAAUGGGACACAUCCUUGUGCUGAUUUGCGCUCAGGAUUCCUUUUGAAUACCAGUAUUAGUGGCCUUGAGAAGGCAGACGUCUUCCUCUUGGUUGGUACCCAGCCAAGAGUUGAAGCUCCCAUGGUGAAUGCAAGGAUCAGAAAAGCUGUUUCAUCAGUGCAGGCCAAGGUUGCAUACAUUGGCCCAGCUACAGACUUCAACUAUGAUCAUACUCACCUAGGCACGAGCCCUGAAACUCUCCUUCAAAUUGCAGAGGGUCGCCAUCCUUUCUGCUCUACCUUGUUAUCUGCUAAAAAACCUGCAAUAAUUGUGGGUGCUGGUGUUUUCCAGCGCAAGGACAAGGAUGCUAUAUUUGCUUCCCUAGAAACUGUCUGCAAUCUUGGGAAAGUUAUUCGUCCUGAAUGGAAUGGAUUCAAUGUCCUGCUUCUCAGUGCUGCCCAGGCAGCUGCACUUGAUCUUGGCCUUGUCCCUGGACCCGACUCAGCUAAGGGAAUGAAGUCUGCAAAGCUUGUAUAUUUGCUUGGUGCUGAUGACAUAAACUUGGAUGAAAUCCCUGGAGAUGCAUUUGUUGUGUAUCAGGGUCACCAUGGUGACAGAAGUGUGUACCGGGCUAAUGUCAUUCUUCCAGCCACAGCCUUUAGUGAGAAGGAAGGAACCUAUGAGAACACCGAAGGAUGUACUCAACUUACUACACCAGCAGUUCCAACGGUAGGGGAUGCAAGGGAUGACUGGAAGAUCAUAAGGGCACUGUCUGAAGUUGCAGGUCUGAGGCUGCCAUAUGACAGUGUUUCAGCCCUCCGUGCUCGUAUGCAAACAGUAGCGCCUAACCUGUUCCACGUUGAUGAGAGGGAGCCGACUACACCAAUAACACCAGACAAGCUAAGGCCAGGAUUCACCCAGAAAUUGAGCAUGACUCCAUUCCAUAAGGCUGUGGAGAACUUCUAUAUGACGGAUUCUAUCACCAGAGCGUCAAAGAUAAUGGCGCAGUGCAGCACACAGCUUUUGAAGCAGUAUUGAGAACAUUGGCUGUCGUGCUGGAAUAAGAGCAAGCUGCUGGAGUGGGUGACAGUUCCAGUUCAGGGUUUGCGGAUCUGGAGAAACAACCACUCUGCGUGCAUCCUGUUUUUACUUUUCCAUUUUUUGCUGUAAGAAUUUAUAGUACUUCAUGCGUAAUGUUCGACAUGAGAUUUUGGUGGAGCCCAUGGCUAACCUGCUCGCUAAUUAUUAACAAUGUUAAAUAUGCAUGUGUUAUAUUGCUUUGGCAUUGCAAGUGCCUAAAAAUAAGUGUUUCUUAUCUGAA
Messenger RNA from Nymphaea colorata (pocket water lily), 2688 nucleotides. RefSeq names its product NADH dehydrogenase [ubiquinone] iron-sulfur protein 1, mitochondrial. Gene Ontology annotation, molecular function: iron-sulfur cluster binding; NADH dehydrogenase (ubiquinone) activity. The record is from RefSeq and is a predicted model, not a curated record. Bases 120 to 2405 code for a protein of 761 amino acids. Gene Ontology annotation, biological process: ATP synthesis coupled electron transport. The transcript has 5 exons. Lineage: Eukaryota; Viridiplantae; Streptophyta; Magnoliopsida; Nymphaeales; Nymphaeaceae. Gene Ontology annotation, cellular component: membrane.